AUGGGGAGUCCGGUUUCCGCUAUCAUUGCCAACCUCUACAUGGAGAGUUUCGAAGAACAGGCGAUAGCUACAUCAUCCUACAAGCCUAGGAUCUGGAAACGCUACGUGGACGAUACCUUUACCAUCCUGUAUCGCGAAAACGUAGACGACUUCUUGCUGCAUAUCAACAACCAUCAGCCUUCCAUCCGCUUCACCACGGAGACAGAGAAAGACAACAAACUCGCCUUCCUAGACACCGCAGUUUUAAGAGAGCCUGACGGCCGCCUCACCACCAGCGUAUACAGGAAGCCCACACACACCGAUCAAUACUUAGCGUAUGAUUCACACCACCCUCAAUCAGUAAAACGCGGUAUUGUUAAGUGCCUUUACGAGGGCGCCAAACGCCUCGUAACAAAACCCCCCGUCAUCUCCGAGUAGAAAAAACAUCUGUCAUCUGUUCUGGUUUCUAAUGGUUAUCUUUUUUCUUUCUUGCAGAAACUUACCAAGACCGGAAAACCAAACAACAGUGCCGAACCCACCAACGAGUUCAAAGCCACUGCGGUUUUACCUUAUGUUAAAUGUCUAUCCGAACAGCUUCGCCGUUGCCUGAAACAACAAGGCGUACGCGCUGUUUUCAAGUCAGAGACUACGCCGAGAUCUCAGUUAGUACCAUCAAAAGACGCUGUCGAUCCGGCUAAACAAGAUGGUGUAGUUUACAGGAUUCCCUGUGAAUGCGGCAAGGUGUACAUCGGAGAGACUGGAAGACCUAUGCUAGACAGAAUUGAGGAGCACGAUCGAGACAUUCGACUCGCUCGUACCGAGACCUCCGCCGUUUCAGAACAUGCCCAUAACACCGGACACAAGCCACUCUGGAACGAAGUAAAGUUUAUUGAUUAA
This is a messenger RNA of Pocillopora meandrina, 876 nucleotides long. The record is from the annotation of a GenBank genome assembly. Lineage: Eukaryota; Metazoa; Cnidaria; Anthozoa; Scleractinia; Pocilloporidae.